AUGUCUGCUCGCGGCUUGUCUCCACCUCCUCUUUACGACUCUCCUUCACAUGCGACCACCACUCUCAAGCCCUACCUUGAACUUCCCCACCUGCUCUCUCUUACAUGGCUCGCCUACCCCAUCCUCUCCUUGCUCUUCGUCGUCUUCCGACUCCAGCUCUCCGUUGCGUCUGCACAGGGUUCCGUUGCGGGCGCAAAGCAGGAUCUUCUCAGCAGCUGUAACGCCGCUCAGCACGCAGCCACCGCUGCGGCGAGCAUGCCGCGUUAUCUCGCAGUCGCCGUGAACCACCAGAUCACCAAUGCGGUCAACGACAUGCUCGACGCUGCUCGUGAUACCAUGAUCCUCGCUCUAACCAUCAUGGAGGCGAUCAUCAACUUUAUCGUAGACACCUAUCGCUCAACGUUCCUCUGCUUCUUGGAGUUGGUGGUGCGAGGUGGCCUGUCCAUUCUCAUCGGGUUUGUCCAAGAGGCCAACAGCUUUCUUUCGUCCACUCUGGGCAGCAUUCGGACAUCCAUCCAAAAUGAUGUCAGUUCUGCGAAUUCGGCCAUUGCGAGUGCGGUGAACGAGAUCAACAAGAUCAACCCUUUCGGUAACAUAUCAGUGCCGCAGUUCAGCAUUCCGAGCUUGACUUCAUUGGAGAACGUCACCCUUCCGAGCGACUUCGAGAGCGCGCUGAUUUCUCUCAACAAUUCGUUGCCAACGCUGUCGACCCUCAAGUCCGAUCUUGAUUCCAUUCUUGACACUCCGUUCGAGCUCGUAGUCAAGGAAAUCAACGAGACCUUCGCAAAUAUGACGUUCACCGUGAAUGCUCUACCCAUUCCGCAGCAGAAUACCCUCACCUUUUGCGACAACCUGGACACUUCGGUCGUCGACGAUCUUGCUCGCGAUAUCGUCAAGGUGGCUAAGAUUGGCACGGUCAUCCUGCUUGUGCUCGCCGUGCUUCUGCUCGCUUCCAACUGCUUGCUGGAGUGGUACAAGUGGCGCCUCCUGAAGAAACACCUGCAGAGGACCCGCGACGCGUGGACGUCGGACCCCAGCGUCUAUAACAUCACAGUCGCGAAGACGUCUGUGCCCACGGUUGACAUGAGCGAUCAUAACCUGAUGGUUCUCCAGGCGGACGCGCUUCAUCCGCACCUGAUGAAGAUCGCGAAUAUGCUUGCGAGAUUGUUCCGCAUGAGCCCGUCGCAAUACAUUCACCUUCGUUGGUUCUUCCACUAUGUUUUCCACCCGCCGGCUCUCGCAUGCUUCCUGAUCGGAUUUUUUGGCCUGCUUUCGGUGCAGAUCCAGAUCAUCGCUAUCAGACCUCUCGCAGACAAGUAUUCGCAGCAGGCUGCCGCGUCAGUCUCAGGGUACACCGAUCUCAUCGCUACGUCGAUCAACAGCAGCAUGUACAACCAGUCGUCUGUCUAUGCCGACCAGGUGAAUGCGCAAGUGGAUAUUGUUCAGUCAACGGUGAACGACGGCCUCUUUGGCUGGGUCAAUAGCACGACUACCACGCUCAACGACACGAUUAAUGCAUUUUACAACGAUCUCCAGGAUGCAGUCUCCACGGUGUUCAACGGCACGAUCCUCGAGAGCCCGGUCUCGGAGUUCAUCAAGUGCUUCAUCGGCGGGAAGGUCAGCGACAUCGAAAUCGCGCUCACGUUUUUGCACAACAACCUGAACAUCAACAUCCCACGCGUGAACGAGUCCGCGCUCGUGCUCUCUUCCGCGCAGGUGAACGAGAUGACGGCGCCGAUCGCGACGGCGGCCGUGGGCGGGGGUUCCAACAACAGCACGGGUAUCCUCGGCACCCUGAUUGCAGACUACAUCGAGGGGCUGAAGAAGGAGCGGAUCAUGUUCUCGAUCUUCAUGGGCCUCUGGGGCAUCGUCGUCCUCAUGGCGCUCGCCAUCAUCUUCUGGCACGCGUAUGGCAGGGACUGGCUGGAGGCGCACCGCAGGCGCAAGUGGCAGCGGAGGCAGCGAGCGGGAAUCAACGGACUGGUGAUUCCUUUCCGGAACACCAGCACUUCGACCCCUGUGCCCCCUUUGAAGGACGAGGAUGGUGGAGAGAUGGUGGAGGUUAACUUGCCCUCGUUCACGCCCAUGCCUUCUCCCCAUCCCCGCUCUGGUAUCUUCGACGGUAUUCGUACGUCGAUGCGCCGCCACAGCGGCACCCCUUCGCAGGGCCAUCUGCUGCAACCCCCUUCACACCCGCUGAGCAUGCGCAAACCCCAAUUCGAGAAGAGUUGGGACAGCUUCCUUGAUCAUAGCGCCGCUGCUGCUUCCGCACAGCGUCACAGCAGCAGCCCCAGUAUCAGCCAUCCGACGAAGCUGAUGUCGCUAGGGAGCAGGGGCCGCGAGCGGUUCACGGGCGACGAGAAGCAGGCCGAUGUUGAAGGGGGCGCAUCGGACAAGCAUACCACCUCGUGGUUUCCCCGGCUGUGGAACGUGAUGCGGAAGAACGAUCGAGCAGAGGAGCAAAUGGAUGAGACAUCUUCGCCUCGCGCAAGGGCGCGCCCUCAACUUACCAUUAGAGUGGACGCGCCGUCGACCGAGAGCGACGAUCUGACUGUAGUAGACGGUGCUGACGUUGAUGAUACUCCUCGUUCUGCUUGGUCGGUGUCGCCAGUGCUCUCUCCUCCCAAGUUACCCUGGAUGCACAAACAGACACCUGCGAGGAAGUCUGAUCUCCCAUCCUCACAUACUUCCAAGCCUCUACGCACUGACGUUCCUGUGAGCGUGGACUCCGUCUAUGGUCCGCCUGAACCGCAGUUUCCUGUCGCUGUUCCCUUGCACCAUGGCUUCGAACCAGAUCCAUCGAUGCCCCACAUAAGAGUACUUGUGCCACCUUCGCUCCACCCCACGAUUAUCGCGCACUCCUCCCAGGCGGUGGACCCGUUCGUAACGCCCUUUGACGACGAGCACCAGGUGCCAGAUGUCCAAGUUUCAUCCGAUCCCUUCUCCGUGAGAAGGAGCAUCCCCACGAACCCUUUCAUUGCUAUGGCUCUAUGA
Messenger RNA from Sparassis crispa, 2994 nucleotides. Its product is annotated as Plasma membrane fusion protein. The coding region runs from base 1 to 2994 and encodes 997 amino acids. The record is from RefSeq and is a predicted model, not a curated record. Lineage: Eukaryota; Fungi; Basidiomycota; Agaricomycetes; Polyporales; Sparassidaceae. The transcript has 3 exons. Gene Ontology annotation, cellular component: mating projection tip.